Messenger RNA from Aedes albopictus (Asian tiger mosquito), 618 nucleotides. Its product is annotated as adult cuticle protein 1-like. The record is from RefSeq and is a predicted model, not a curated record. The transcript has 2 exons. Bases 133 to 504 code for a protein of 123 amino acids. Lineage: Eukaryota; Metazoa; Arthropoda; Insecta; Diptera; Culicidae.
CUUUUUUUUUGCAAAUGGAAUCCCAUUCUAAAGAAGGGACUAUAUAAGCCAAGAAUGUUCUGUUUCUGAAUCAUACCACAUCAGUUCUCAGCAGCUUCAGGAUCUUCCUAGACAGAAUCAAAGCCAACAAUCAUGAAGUGCAUCGCAGCUGUAGUCAUGAUGGCCCUGGCCUUCGCCGCCGCUGAAGCAUCCUGGGCUCCGUUGGCUUAUUCCGCUUAUCACGCCAGCCCACUAGCCUAUGCCGUUCCACAUGCCUCCUACGUUCAGCAGAACUGGGGAGCACCCGUAGCGUACUCCGCCGCCUAUGCUCCAGCCCUGAGCUAUGCUUACCAAUCUUCCGUUGUCCCAACCGCCUAUGCUUAUCAACCAGCUGUGGCCGUCGUCGCCCAGAAGGAAGCUCGCUAUCUGGCUGCCAACCGUGGAGCCGUCCAUGAUGCUCCUCUGCCAGGACAUACCGUUUCCCAGCAAUCGCUGAACCUGGAACCGGCUGCGGGAACUCUGUAAAAUCUGAGCAGCGACAGAUUUGGGCGAAUGUGAAAAGUUUGUGAUAGUUGAUGUGGGAUCGAACGAAAUGUAAAUAAAUGAAAAUCAUGAAUCGAUGCUUAUUUUUUAUUUGUU